AUGGCAAGCGUGGUCAAGAGCUCGAGUUCGGUAUACAGCACGUACAUCUCCACCGUGGACCAUUUGCCCUGCGACAUUGUGCGGUCGCUUUGGGUGGUGCAGGCGUGCAACUUAGCCGCCGACUCCGAGAGACAAAAGCUCCAUGAUUUGCUCCGGCACGUCCGCCCCAGCCAUGUCCACCAGCAGCCCGAUCGGCAGGGGUUUUUGCAUGCGUAUCAGGAACUGCGCCUGAAGAUCCAGCGCUGGAAUAGGGAGGCGGUGGCCGAACUAGAGAGUCUAGGGAUCCAAAUGAAGACGCACGGGGCGAUGCUACGGCGAGGCGUGGGCUUGCUUCGCGUCACGGCACAGGCGCCGCAGGCGCCCGAGCCACGUGCGAGCAGCGAGUUGUUGAAGCUGCAGUUGGACGAGCACUACCGGGAAAACCCGUUGGCCUCGCAGGUGGAGGCGCUUCAGGAGCGCGUGCUCCACGGGCUGCGGAACGUGGUCAUCAAGCACGUGCCCGGGCGGUCCUCCGGCGUCAAAAUCAUCCUCAAGCUCCCGAAAGCGCGGGACCGGGGCGCGGCGCCUGGCGAGCCCGAGCGCUACUGUUUCUGCCACCAGCCCUCGUUCGGCGACAUGAUUGCCUGCGACUUUGCAAAAUGCAAGAAUGGCGAGUGGUUCCAUUACAAAUGUGUCGGGCUCCUCAACCGUGCCGAGGUCUCGAGGUACAAAACACAGAAGUGGUACUGCUCUGCCGCGUGUCAAAGUGAUGCUGAGAAGCACAAGCCCCGGAAGAAGCGGCGCCGGGCCAACUGGUAG
Molecule: messenger RNA, 798 nt
Organism: Metschnikowia bicuspidata var. bicuspidata NRRL YB-4993
Lineage: Eukaryota; Fungi; Ascomycota; Pichiomycetes; Serinales; Metschnikowiaceae
Exons: 2
Coding region: 1-798 (265 amino acids)
Source: RefSeq, a predicted model, not a curated record